UCAUCAGCGAAUCUCCUGCUCGAUCCCAUUCAGAUUUCAGACUCUCUCUAACUUUUCGUAUUUUCUCCCCAACCAAACAACUGCCUCUUUCUCUUAUCCAGCACAUAGCUCUCCUCUUCAGCCACAUCGCUAUGGGAAUUGAAGACAGCAUCCCCACCACGCUCAUCUUCACCUACGGAACGCUCAAGAGAGGCUUCUCCAACCAUAAUCUAUUAGAAGACCUGAUGAAAACCGGAGACGCCGUCUUCAAAGGCACAUACCGAACCGUAGAGAAAUUUCCCCUUGUUUGCGGGCCGUUCAAGGUCCCAUUCCUCCUGAAAAUUCCUGGAUCGGGUCAACGCAUAACCGGAGAGCUGUACGCGGUGUCGAAUCGUGGUCUGAGCCGGGUGGAUGAGUUGGAAGGAACAAGCCGCGGACAUUACCGGAGACUUCCGAUUGAGGUGGUGGCCGCCGGCGAAGAGGAGAGCGGAAUGAUAACGUGCGCAGAAGCGUACUACGCGGAAGGAAGCUACGAUAGAGAAAUGUGGAGGAAAAAUGGAGGGAAAGGGAUCGGGAUAUACUCCGAGAAAGAAGCGAGAGGGUAUGUGAAGCGUAAAGAUCGGCCUUCUCAUCUCACUUUCUUGGAUCAUAUUCGUAUUUUCAUCUCCACUCCUUCUGAUUAGUUGAUUUUGAAUGUUGGAAAUUAUAGGAAUAACAAUUAAUGGUUCUGUGAUGAAAUCAAAUUAGUAAAUGUAGAAUUUGUGUUGGGGAUUUUCAAAUCCAACCAUUCAGAAUAUGCUGAUAAAUUGGAAAUAAAUCAAUUGGGUUUUUUAAAAAUUCAAUGUAAUUUGAAUAAUCAAUUAUUAGGGCAGAUAGAUCCAGAUGUUGAUGAGUUGGGUUUUGGACUUUUAGCACCUUUGUUUUAUAUAUGAUUUGGAAGAUAGUUAUUUACACCACAA
Molecule: messenger RNA, 938 nt
Organism: Carica papaya (papaya)
Lineage: Eukaryota; Viridiplantae; Streptophyta; Magnoliopsida; Brassicales; Caricaceae
Product: putative gamma-glutamylcyclotransferase At3g02910
Cellular component (GO): cytosol
Molecular function (GO): gamma-glutamylaminecyclotransferase activity
Source: RefSeq, a predicted model, not a curated record